This is a messenger RNA of Priapulus caudatus, 712 nucleotides long. RefSeq names its product zinc finger matrin-type protein 5-like. The record is from RefSeq and is a predicted model, not a curated record. The transcript is spliced from 5 exons. The coding region runs from base 86 to 613 and encodes 175 amino acids. Gene Ontology annotation, cellular component: U12-type spliceosomal complex. Gene Ontology annotation, molecular function: metal ion binding. Lineage: Eukaryota; Metazoa; Priapulida; Priapulimorpha; Priapulimorphida; Priapulidae.
UAUAAACGUAAGUGUGGGCAGAGAGUCGGUAACACAACGUCAACGUAACGUGAGGUCGCAGGUAAUAAGGUAACAAGGUGAAGACAUGGGGAAGCACUACUACUGUGAUUACUGCGAGCGAAGUUUUGCCGACAACCUGGGCCAUCGCAAACGUCACCUGAAAAGUAACAUUCAUCAGCAACAAAGACAAGCUUACUACAACUCUCUCAGAGAUGCCAGCACUAUUUUACGAGAAGAAAUGGGAAAACAAUCAUGCAGGAAAUAUCAACAAACAGGGGAGUGCAACUUUAAAGAAUCGUGCCGCUUUUCGCACAUGACACCAGAGAAACUCUAUAUGUUACAAGAGAGAGUAAGAAUGGAUAAACAGAUGGCUGACACCAGGUUAAACCAGCCUGAGAGGGACCCCGUCGACAUUGUUAACGAGUGGUUAGCGAAGAGAGCUAAAGGAGAGAAACCUUGCACCAGUGCUUCUGUGACCAUGGUAACCAAGCCCAAAGAAGAGGAGCCCAUCCACACAGUACCAGUUAUUUUUGCUGGACAUGCAAACAUUCCUCCAUCAGUGUUACCGCCGCCACCUGGUGACCAGAUUAACCGGGGAUCCGAGUGGGGCUAACAAUGCGUUUCGUGUGCGUCAAGAAUCGUGGAAUGAACAAGUUUUUAUUUAUUGUAAAUACACAAUUUUGUAAAUAAAUGCCUUGAAGUUAAUCUUCUA